AUGGACGGGGACCCUGGUGCUGGUUCCCAACGGGGCAGAGCGCGGACGGCGUGCGAUUUAUGUCGGUACCGAAGGGUCCGUUGCGAUGGUGAAAAACCAGCAUGUGAGACCUGUAGGCUUGCGAGGGUGGAGUGUGUUUUUACGCCGCGAGUUAGGCAGCGGAAGGAUAUCCGCAGGGAGCUGGCGGAGACAACAGCCAAAGUACAGCAAUUACAAGAAGCAUUAAGAGCAGAGCGAGCGCGCUAUCAGAGCCAGACUCCGUGGCUAAUUCCUAGUCCAACGGCAUGGCCAGGUCCAGGCUCGACUGACGGGCUGGAUUCGUACGGCUUCGAUGCAGCAAAAGAGGCCUUUCGAAAACAUCUGUCAUACUGUGACCCAACAUUCUCUUCUGCUAUUCACCGGGCGGGUUAUAUAUUCAACAUUGACGAAUUCCUAGACCAGGUAUCUUACUCAUUCAGAGCACAAUAUCCAGCGCAUCAAUCAAGAACCGUUCUCCCAAAAUGGCCUCCGCAGGAGCUAGUCCAGCGCACAAUUGAAUAUUUCUCGAGAACGGGGCUUUACUCUGUUUUUCCUGUCGUUCAAACGGAGACUCUAUCCUCGGACAUUGAUCCGAGUAUCAUUUGUCAACCUGGGAAUAAUAUGAAGGCAGCGGAUAUAGCGCGUCCGGUUGCGUUGACAGCGCUUCUUGGGAGGAUUCACAGGCAUGAACCUGAAUUCGCAGAUGCAGAACCUGAUGCGUAUAUACAAACUGCAUUGGGCUUGAUACCGCAGUUAAUGAUGGACAGUGAGAAUCUAAGAACGUUGGAGAGCUUAGUUCUACUGGCCCUCUACAUCUUCCCCACCGGCCAAGCCCAACUCGCAGAACUCCUGCUCUCCAUGUCCGUCCGCGUCCUCUACAACCUACGCGCCAACCACCAAACGAACAAGCAACACACCCGAGCCCUCUUCUGGCUAAUCUACUUCAUCGACAAAGACCUCUCCCUCCGACAAUUCCAACCCCCCUUGAUCCACGAUGGCGAUUGCACUCUCUCCCUACCAGACACAUAUGUCUCCGAAUCUUCAACGCACCGUUUCCUCUCAAAGCCGCUGUCGCCAAACGAGCUGCUUUUCCCAUCUGAUCUCCGUCUGUCGCUAAUAAAAUCCAAGAUCUACACACUUCUCUACUCAAAGAAUGCCCCAACACAUCCAGCGCAAUCCUCAGAAGCACAGGCGAGAAAACUGCAACAUAUCCGCGAACUAGAUCAGGAACUCAGUGAAUUCAAGGCUGCGUUCCCGGUUACUCUGCCGCUGGAUAGUUUUCUAUCCGGGAUGGGACGGGAUGUGCCGGAUAUUUUGCUGCAUGAUAUGAGUCUGAGGGGGUAUAAUAUUCAUCUGGAGUAUUGGUUUUGUUUGGGGAGGAUUCACGCUAGUGCUGCCAGUACUACCGCCACCAGAGGAGGUGAUGGUGGUAGUGGUAGUGGUGCAGUGCAGUCGCCGUUAUUGUCAUCGAGUAUGAACCUGUGUCAUCAAGCGGCUAGAUCGACGUUGUUGUUUAUGGUGCGGACGAGGCAUUUCAUCAUGCCAGGUAAUUUCUGGAUCCACGCUCAAUCACUCCUAACUUCUAUCAUCACUCUCUUCUGGUAUAUGAUUGCCGCAAACUCCGCGGAGACAUUUGAAGAAGAUCUAAACAUUCUAGAGAGUAUUGCGGAUACAUUCAAGGAGAUAGUUGAGAGCGGGAAGUGUGGAGAUGGUGGUGAUGGGCGUUUUCCGCCAUUUUAUAUCACGGAGAAGUUCGUGAGGUGGUUGAUUGGGACAGUGAGGAAUCGACAUAAUAUGAGCGAGUUGCAUGAGGGUAGUUUGACCACUGACAUCAAAGACACUGAUUGA
Molecule: messenger RNA, 1866 nt
Organism: Aspergillus chevalieri
Lineage: Eukaryota; Fungi; Ascomycota; Eurotiomycetes; Eurotiales; Aspergillaceae
Exons: 5
Coding region: 1-1866 (621 amino acids)
Biological process (GO): regulation of DNA-templated transcription; DNA-templated transcription
Molecular function (GO): DNA-binding transcription factor activity, RNA polymerase II-specific; DNA binding; zinc ion binding
Source: RefSeq, a predicted model, not a curated record